Messenger RNA from Orussus abietinus, 507 nucleotides. It is a transcript of the gene UQCR-11, whose product is annotated as cytochrome b-c1 complex subunit 6, mitochondrial. NCBI's taxonomy places the organism in Eukaryota, Metazoa, Arthropoda, Insecta, Hymenoptera, Orussidae. Gene Ontology annotation, biological process: mitochondrial electron transport, ubiquinol to cytochrome c. The transcript has 2 exons. The coding region runs from base 141 to 401 and encodes 86 amino acids. The record is from RefSeq and is a predicted model, not a curated record.
ACACGGCAGCCAUCUUGCAGGGUCUUACCGGGAUAAAACGUUCGCUCUGGAGUUUAUUAACGAGUGACGGUAAUUUCUGGCUCCGAUCGGUCGAAUUAAUUUAUUUCUCGUGAGAUCUUAAACUCAAUCGCGAAAAUAUAAUGGCCUUCUUUGUAAGACGAUUCUUUCCUACUGUCAGAGCCGACGACGACGAUGGCGAGCUAGUCGAUCCACAGAAAGUACUUCGUGAGCAGUGUUCGAAGAAAUCUAAUUGUUCCAGUCUGCAGCAGAAGCUGAACACAUGCAAUGACAGAGUAAAUUCGAGAACUAAAACAGAGGAAACUUGUUUGGAGGAACUCAUUGAUUAUGUUCAAUGUGUCGACCACUGUGUAGCCAAGACGCUCUUCACUAAACUUAAAUAAUUACAUCGAGUAAAUAAUUGGUAAUGCCAACUAAAAGUUAUUAGUUCCAACCACCAUGUUGUAUAUACAAUUUCAUUAUUAGAAAUAAAAGGGGAUUGAAAAUGAA